Sceloporus undulatus (fence lizard) is the source of this 1283-nucleotide messenger RNA. RefSeq names its product cytochrome P450 1A5-like. The record is from RefSeq and is a predicted model, not a curated record. Gene Ontology annotation, biological process: progesterone metabolic process; hormone biosynthetic process. Bases 492 to 1151 code for a protein of 219 amino acids. Gene Ontology annotation, molecular function: iron ion binding; heme binding; steroid 17-alpha-monooxygenase activity. NCBI's taxonomy places the organism in Eukaryota, Metazoa, Chordata, Lepidosauria, Squamata, Phrynosomatidae. The transcript is spliced from 5 exons.
GUUUCAUGGCAAAAGGGGAAUUGUACCCUGGUCUCCAGAGCUGGAGUCUAACAUUCAAACCACUAUGCCAUGCUGGUACAGAAAAGAUUUAAGGAAGGGGAAAAUACAGAUUUCUAGUUUUGGGCACGACAUAUCAAAAUACCUCAUCCACUUUUUAAGAAAGUGAGUUUUUAAUGCAAAUGCUCCUAGAAUCCUCCAUUCAGGACAGAAGAUCUGUAGUCCCAAAAAGUCACCCUUAACCUCUCCUAUGUUCAAGACCAGAAGCAUCAGCCCAGGGAUAGAUACCCAUGGGAGGGGAGAUAUUUUUGGCUAUAUCUCCCCAUUUCCAGCAUCCUGGGCUCUAGAUAGUCAUGUCCAAUUUUGGUGUUGGUGAUGGUACGUAUGUUUUGGGCUCGAUAGUCUGCCCCCAAUUAGAUUUAAAAUGGAAGAGUGUGCUCCCUUGAAACUUCAGUGGUGAUGUUGUCCAUUCUGGAGAUUAUUUUAUUUUGACCAUGGAGGGCACAUCUGUGUUUGUCUUACGCUGUUAUGUGACCUUUCCUACAGGUUUUGAUACAGUGACAACCGCCUUAUCUUGGUGCCUCAUGUAUCUGGUCACCUAUCCAGAAAUUCAGAAGAGAAUUCAGAGGGACAUAGACCAGACCAUUGGUAGGGAGAAGACACCUUGCUUGUCAGAUCGGACCUUGCUGCCCUACGUGGAAGCCUUCAUUUUGGAGAUGUUCAGACUUACCUCCUUUCUACCUUUUACAGUCCCUCGCUGUACAACCAAGGACACCUCCUUGAAUGGCUUUUUCAUCCCGAAAGAUCAGUGUGUCUUUGUCAACCAAUGGCAAGUCAACCAUGAUGAGAGGCUUUGGACCGAUCCUUCCACCUUCAGCCCAGAGCGUUUCCUUUCUGCUGAUGGGACUGAAAUAGACAGAGCCAAGAGCGAGAAGGUCUUGGUCUUUGGACUGGGGAAGAGGAGGUGCAUUGGGGAAGUCAUUGGUCGCUGGGAGAUUUUCCUCUUCCUGACCACUUUACUCCAGCAGCUGGAGUUCACUGUGUGUGAGGGAGGGGUGGUGGACCUGACCCCUGAAUAUGGAAUUGUAAUGAAGCACAAAAGGUGUGAGCAUUUCCAGGUCCGAAAGUGGUUUCCAGAGGAAAGCUCCAAAUGAGCUUCUGUAGCCUGUGGUUGCAUCUACAUUGUAGGAACAAUGCAGUUUGACACCACUAUAACUUCCCUGGCUCCAUCCUACAAGAUCCUAGGAUUGUAAUUUUGUGAGGCCCUAGCACUCUUUGGCAGGGAA